This is a messenger RNA of Penicillium lagena, 846 nucleotides long. Its product is annotated as SDR family NAD(P)-dependent oxidoreductase. The coding region runs from base 1 to 846 and encodes 281 amino acids. The transcript has 3 exons. The record is from RefSeq and is a predicted model, not a curated record. Lineage: Eukaryota; Fungi; Ascomycota; Eurotiomycetes; Eurotiales; Aspergillaceae.
AUGGCUCACCUGCAAGCAUCGCACCUCUUCUCGGUUCAGGACCGCGUGGUGGUCAUCACCGGCGGUGGCAGUGGACUGGGCCGCACAAUGGCCCGCGCCCUCACAACCAACGGCGCAUCCAAGGUCUUCGUGCUGGGUCGACGAGAGGACGCCCUCAACGAAACAGUCUCCCAGUCUGAGCGUAGCAGCGUCGUCAUCCCCGUGCCCUGCGAUGUCACCUCCAAGGAGUCCCUGGAAGCAGCCUAUCAGACCAUCGCAGCGCAGACGAGCCAUGUCGACCUCCUCGUCGCGAAUAGCGGGACAAUGGGUACGCAGAUGCGUCCCCCCGGCCCCAAGGCAGACGGGUCGAUGCCCACACUCUCCGAAGUGCGCGAGACACUGUUCUCCAUCCCCAUGGAGGACUUCUCCUCCGUGCUGAACGUCAACGUUGUGGGCACCUACUACACCGUCCUCGCUUUCCUGCCAUUGCUAGAAGCAGCCAACAAGCGCCGCCCGGCACCAGAGACGGACGUUCUGGCACCCCCGAGUGCGCAGGUGAUCAUCACCAGCUCGAUCGCGGGGUUCCUUCGUCUGGUGCCAUUUAGCUAUGCGUAUAAUUUGUCCAAGGCGGCGACGACGCAUCUCGUCAAGAUGCUAUCGACGACGCUAGCGCCGUAUCUGAUUCGGGGACUGGGGGUUUCGGACGGAUCGUUUGCGAAGGAGAUGAUUCCUGCGACGAGGGGUGGUGCGGAGCAGGAUAUUGCAGGACUGAUUGUUUGGAUGGCGAGUGCCUCUGGGGGGUACCUGAAUGGGAGUAUUAUGGUUACGGAUGGGGGCAGGCUGGGAGUUGUGCCGUCUGUCUAUUAG